UUCAAUUACUGCGGAACAUGAGCAAAUGCUUUUCACGAUAAUGCAAGGUGACGUUAUGAAGCUUCCACUGUAGAGUUCCUAGAUAUCGUUUCUGCAUAAUUAUUUAUUUCAUGACGAACUUGAAACAACUCACCUUUCUUUUUUUUUUUUCCUUUUUUACCGUCACUUCUCUCUCCGCAGAAUAUUCUGCGUACUUAAUUUUUUUGUCAUAAAGGUCAUUGCCCUUUGGUGCGUGACAGUUGAUACCAGACAGUGAUAUUAUAGCAGUUCUACAUAAAUUCGUUGAAGCGUUUGGAAAGUUGGGCUGCUAGGUAUGCCGACCCUGGUGCACUGAACCUCUUUAUGAAGUUUGCGCUAUUACAACUGUUGUCCCUAUGUCACACGACGUCCCCUCUUUGUCACCCGAUGCCCCCUCUCAGUGCGACUGAGAUACUGCUGCGGUUGGAGUGCACGCGCUCAAAAAAAAAAGAAAGAAAACAGUUAAAUAAUCUCCUCGUAUUCAUGGCUCUGCGUGGCAGACACUCUGCGACAACGUAUUAUCAGUAUUGUCCGUUUGCCACUGUGCCGCCUUCGUCUCAGCUGUCUCACACACACCUUACCACCUUUGCUUCAGCCAGAACAGUGGAACAGAACAGAAGCGACGACCGGUCAAAAUGUCGGGGCCUGCGCAAGACAAGCGGCAGUCCGCGGAGAUGAUGUUCGACGCGGAGAAAGUGUCAGCCUACUACGAAUCUUUCAUGCACCACAGCCGCGAAGCCAUGAAGGUGUUUCUGGAGCGAUACAAGGAUUCUUUCUUUGCGGUCGAGAACGGUGCCCAGUGUGAGGAUCACCAGUGGUUGGACGUCGGCUGUGGUCCAGGAAAUUUCACUAAGAACUAUUUGCUCCCGCACGCACCUUCGUCCUUGCGAAGACUGGUGGCGGCCGAUUUCUCACAGGCCAUGCUGGAUCACGCCGCAAGAAACCAUGCACAUCCGAAGAUAGCGUACCGCCUUCUCGACAUCGCAAACGACAAAGCCGUGGUGGCGUUUGCCGCGCGCGAAGGUCUCUUCGAGCGCGUAUGCUGCUUCCUAACGCUGCAUUGGAUCCGCGACAAGGCGGCCGCCCUCAGGAACAUGGAGCAUCUCACGGCCCCCGGGGGAGAGUGCUUGGUGGUGUUCAACACGCGCGUGUCUCUGCAACAGGUGUUACGUGCCAUGAUUGCGUCCGGCAAGUGGAAAAGGCACGAACACGUUCUCGAAUCUGCUCUGCCGGAGUCCUGGGAGUUUUACGACGUUGACACCAUGGUGUCAAAGCUCGAAGGACUAGUCGCAUCAACAAGCCUGGUGGCCCUGUCGUGUGAAGUUGUGACUCUGCAGGUCGGGAGCCCCGAAAUCGACCUAGAAGUGCGUGCUCUGUGUGCCGCUGUACCGAUAUAUCCGCAUAUGAAAGAGGAAGGCAAGGCCGAAGUGGAAGAGUUUGUCAGAAACUUGGCUCUCCAAGACGGCUGCGUGAACUUCUCGGUUACGGGCAUAACGCACCAACUUAGGUGCGUCAUUCACGCCCGCAAACCAGUAUUGUCGAGUUAAGAAGAGGCAAUUAGACCUGGCACAAGACUUCUGUGCGGCGUCUGCAACAUCCACGGUUGUCAAUAAGACCAAGAGUUCAAAUAAACUUUCAAGUCUAGAAGAUCAGGCCAA
Messenger RNA from Dermacentor andersoni, 1676 nucleotides. Its product is annotated as juvenile hormone acid O-methyltransferase-like. Gene Ontology annotation, molecular function: polyprenyldihydroxybenzoate methyltransferase activity. Gene Ontology annotation, biological process: ubiquinone biosynthetic process. The record is from RefSeq and is a predicted model, not a curated record. Lineage: Eukaryota; Metazoa; Arthropoda; Arachnida; Ixodida; Ixodidae.